Messenger RNA from Striga asiatica, 321 nucleotides. The record is from the annotation of a GenBank genome assembly. NCBI's taxonomy places the organism in Eukaryota, Viridiplantae, Streptophyta, Magnoliopsida, Lamiales, Orobanchaceae.
AUGAACACCGGGUUCGAGGUGGCCGAGGACUUGGCUUUCUACAGAGGACGGGUCCACGUCUGGAGCUCCGCGGUUCGGCCCGACCCGAAUUUCUUCUCGGCCCGCAUCCAGAGGACAAUCAAGCAGGUGGUGCAUGGCCGGAAAGUGGGCCUGAAAAUGAACACCGGGUUCGAGGUGGCCGAGGACUUGGCUUUCUACAGAGGACGGGUCCACGUCUGGAGCUCCGCGGUUCGGCCCGACCCGAAUUUCUUCUCGGCCCGCAUCCAGAGGACAAUCAAGCAGGUGGUGCGUUUCGUAUAUGAUGGGCUCACUGGAGAUUAA